Populus trichocarpa (black cottonwood) is the source of this 1939-nucleotide messenger RNA. RefSeq lists its product as uncharacterized. The record is from RefSeq and is a predicted model, not a curated record. The coding region runs from base 181 to 1650 and encodes 489 amino acids. NCBI's taxonomy places the organism in Eukaryota, Viridiplantae, Streptophyta, Magnoliopsida, Malpighiales, Salicaceae. Gene Ontology annotation, biological process: rRNA processing. Gene Ontology annotation, cellular component: nucleus. Gene Ontology annotation, molecular function: protein binding. The transcript has 18 exons.
AAUUAGUCCCUGCCCUAAUUUCCUGAGAAGAGCAACCCGCCCCUCAUCUCCUUCUCUGUUAUCUUUUGUUAUCUUUUGCAGAACAAUAACAACCAACAGAGAGUUAUAAUCACAGUGUCGAAAUAGUUUUCCUGACUCAAAUUUUCACAGGAAAAACAAUUUGAGCUUUGAAGAGGAAUAAUGAUAGCAGCAGUUUCGUGGGUACCCAAAGGGGUUGCAAAGUCUGUACCAGGUGUAGCAGACCCACCUUCAAAAGAGGAAAUUGAAGAGCUGAUCAAAGCUAGUGAUUUAGAGAGAAGUGGAGAAGAUAGUGGCAGCGAGGAAGAUGACCAGGAAAUGGAUGUUGGUGCUGCCAAGCAGACCGGUGAAGUAAGCCAAGCAUUAGCUGUAGCAAAUGCACUUGGCAGAAGUUCCAAAGUUAACAAGUCAGAGACCAAAUUUGAUGACAUAGCAGAUGGUCUGAAGGAACUUGAUAUGGACAACUACGAUGAUGAGGAGGAUGGUAUUGAGCUGUUCAGCACAGGACUCGGGGACCUUUACUACCCAAGUAAUAGCAUGGACCCGUACAUCAAGGAUGAAGAUGAUGAUGAUUCUGAAGAUCUUGAAGACAUGGCUAUCAAACCAAAGGAUGCAGUCAUUGUUUGUGCAUGCAACAAGGAUGAAUUUAGUAACCUCGAGGUUUGGAUAUUGGAUGAAACAAGUGAUGGUGAUUCAAACAUAUACGUUCACCAUGAGGUUCCCCUUUCAGCAUUUCCCCUUUGCACAGCAUGGCUUGAUUGUCCACUUAAAGGGGGAGAAAAAGGGAAUUUUAUAGCCGUUGGGUCAAUGGAACCUGCCAUUGAAAUAUGGGACCUUGACAUUAUUGAUGAAGUGCAACCAGCUGUGGUAUUAGGUGGCAUUGAAGAGAAAAAGAAGAAGAAAAAAGGGAAAAAGGUGUCAAUUAAAUACAAAGAAGGCAGUCACACUGAUUCUGUCCUUGGUCUUGCUUGGAACAAGCAUUUCAGGAACAUCCUUGCCAGUGCUAGUGCCGACAAACAAGUCAAAAUUUGGGAUGUGGAUGCUGGAAAAUGUGACAUUACCAUGGAGCAUCACACAGACAAGGUUCAAGCAGUUGCAUGGAAUCAUCAUGAGCCACAAGUUCUUCUCAGUGGAUCCUUUGAUCGUUCAGUAGUCAUGAAGGAUGGAAGGUUGCCUUCAGAUCCUGGUUUCAAGUGGUCGGUAACAGCUGACGUUGAAAGCUUGGCCUGGGAUCCGCAUGAUAAGCAUUUAUUUGUGGUGAGUCUUGAAGAUGGUACAGUUCAAGGUUUUGACAUCCGUGCUGCCAAGUCUGGAUCAGCUUCUGACCUUAAGCCAAGUUUUACCCUCCAUGCACAUGACAAAGCUGUUUGCACAAUCUCUUAUAAUCCUUUAGCACCUAAUCUUCUUGCUACUGGAUCAACAGAUAAAAUGGUAAAACUCUGGGAUCUGUCCAACAACCAACCCUCAUGUUUAGUAUCCAAGAAUCCUAAAGCAGGAGCUAUCUUUUCUGUUUCCUUCUCAGAGGACAACCCUUUUCUGCUCGCUAUUGGAGGCUCCAAGGGGACAUUGGAACUAUGGGAUACAUUGUCCGAGGCCGAGGUUGCUAGAAGAUUUGGAACCACAGCAAGCUGAAAUCACCGCUGGCUUGUUAAAGAAUUAUAAAUUUAUUUUAAUUAUAAAUUUAUACAUUGUCGGAGGCUGAGCAAUUUAUUUUAAUUGUAAAUUUUUUUUUCUAUAGUUAAAGAAUUUAUUUCUAGUUGUUUUGGAACAAUUGGAAGAUUUGCUAGAAGAAAUAUAGGUUUCGCAUCUAUUGUGAAAAAUUCCCCACCAUAGCUUUUUAUAGGAGUCUGGGCAGAAAUUCUUUUAUUUUGUUGGAGGGAUAUCAUCAUAUAAUUAUCUAUUAUCUAUGACUGUUUAUGCC